Messenger RNA from Erinaceus europaeus (western European hedgehog), 3400 nucleotides. It is a transcript of the gene TMEM135, whose product is annotated as transmembrane protein 135. Bases 122 to 1498 code for a protein of 458 amino acids. The transcript is spliced from 15 exons. The record is from RefSeq and is a predicted model, not a curated record. NCBI's taxonomy places the organism in Eukaryota, Metazoa, Chordata, Mammalia, Eulipotyphla, Erinaceidae.
CGCCCCCGGCCGCGAUACGCCGAGGCGCAACAUCCGAGGCAGCGGCCGCGAGUAACCCCGCGCGCGACCUUUCCCCACUGCGCGUCCGCCGGGCGCCGCCGUCUCGCCUCACAGUGCCGUCAUGGCGGCGCUCAGCAAGGCCAUCCCGCACAACUGCUACGAGAUCGGCCACACCUGGCACCCGUCAUGCGGGGUGUCCUUUCUGCAGAUAACCCAGGGUGCCCUGGAGGAGUCCCUGAAGAUCUAUGCGCCGCUCUACUUGAUCGCAGCAAUUCUCCGGAAACGAAAAUUAGACUAUUAUUUACACAGGAUGGUCCCUGAGAUCCUCCAGUCGGCUUCGUUUCUGACUGCCAAUGGGGCCCUGUAUAUGGCUUUCUUUUGUAUUUUAAGGAGGAUACUUGGAAAGUUCUACUCUUGGAGUCCUGGCUUUGGUGCCGCAUUGCCAGCUUCGUAUGUGGCCAUUCUAAUUGAGAGAAAAAGCAGGAGAGGACUGCUCACAAUUUAUAUGGCCAACUUGGCUACGGAAACUUUAUUCAGAAUGGGAGUAGCAAGAGGAACCAUCACAUCGUUAAGAAAUGGAGAAGUCCUACUGUUCUGCAUCACAGCGGCCAUGUACAUGUUCUUUUUCAGGUGCAAAGAUGGCUUGAAAGGAUUUACGUUCUCUGCACUCCGGUUCAUUGUAGGGAAGGAAGAAAUUCCCACACAUUCUUACUCCCCGGAGGCUGCGUACAUGAAAGUGGAACAAAAAACAGAGAAACACAAGGAAAAGCCCAGAAGAAGGAACAUAAUUGCGCUAGUCAGUACACUUAUGGACUCAAUAUGUAAACAUGGACCAAGGCAUAGAUGUUGUAAGCAUUAUGAAGAUAAUUGCAUCUCUUACUGCAUUAAAGGCUUCAUCCGCAUGUUCAGUGUGGGCUACUUGAUCCAGUGCUGCCUCCGAGUCCCUGCUGCCUUCAGGCAUUUGUUUACACAGCCUUCCAGGCUCCUUUCCCUCUUCUACAACAAAGAAAAUUUCCAGCUUGGAGCUUUCCUGGGUUCUUUCGUCAGUAUAUACAAGGGCACUAGCUGCUUCCUGCGCUGGGUGCGGAACCUCGACGACGAGCUGCACGCCAUCAUCGCAGGAUUUUUGGCAGGUAUAUCCAUGAUGUUUUAUAAAAGCACCACAAUUUCCAUGUACUUAGCUUCCAAAUUGGUGGAGACAAUGUAUUUUAAAGGCAUCGAGGCAGGGAAGGUGCCCUACUUUCCCCAUGCAGACACAAUCAUCUACUCCAUCUCUACAGCAAUUUGCUUCCAGGCAGCAGUCAUGGAAGUUCAGAACUUGCGCCCAUCUUACUGGAAGUUCCUGCUCAGGCUCACCAAGGGCAAAUUUGCUGUCAUGAACCGAAAAGCCCUUGAUGUCUUUGGCACGAGUGCAUCAAAACACUUUGCAGAUUUCAUCCCCAAACUGGAUCCAAGAUACACGACCAUAACACCAGAGAUGCCUGUGGAGCUCUCUUGAAGGCAGCUGUCAUCAUCUCUAACGUGACUUAGUGUUUCAUUACGUCACUGUGAAGAGUUCAUUAUGUCAGACAUGCAAAGAAGGGGGCCUGGACGUGAACUUCAGUGUUACUUCAAUGAGAGACGCUCUUUUUCGUGUUUGUUUUUCUUACCAAUCAGAGAUGCAGAAACUUUUUUUUAGGAAGGUGUUGCUUAAUAAUUAAGCUCCUUGGUAGCCAGAAUCUGAUUCUGGAUCAUUGUAGUGAUUGACAUGAUGAUAUAUGAUUGAUUAAAUUAUGUUCACAAGCAAUAUUAAAGAAUCUAUAUAGAGAUGUAGUGAAAAAUCAGAGUAUAUGUACAAAUGACUUUAAACAAAGAUUUUUUUUGUUCAUUCCAAUAUACUUCUUGGUGAAAACCGAGACUAUUUCUAUACUUUAGGAUGCAAAGGAUCACGGGUACAUUUCUAGGGUCUGUGUUCUUUCUAGCAUUUGGGUUGGUGACUAGAGUGAUGAAAUGGCCUAGGUAGAAAGCAUUCUUUCCCAGACAAUACUGCUUUAGGGUAGAGCGGCGGAGUUGGGGAAGGUGACCAUUCUGACUGCAAGGAUGCGGAGAUGGUUCUCUUACUGCUCGGAUUCCAUUCCAGGUACCCAGACCCCUCUCCACCAGUCACUUCAUCUCCUUCUGGUCAGCUGGGCAAGGCAGUGAAGUGGCCUCUGGUACUGGUAACCAUCAAGAAUAUGUGGGGAUCAACAAGUACCUGGCCACAUCAGUGUACGUAUUUCUACACUUGAAUAUUUAAAAACCCGUGGAGUCGCUUUUAUUCCUUGUAGGCUUGCUAUGUCUGUUUCCACUGUCCAGGGAUGAAUUCUCUGCCACUGGAUUUGUCUGCCACUGCUGACUGAGAAGGGAUCAGAAUCCCAUGGAACAAAAGUCAUGCUGGCCUGUCUCAUAGUUUGUCCCCUCUUAACUCUUACCUAAACACUGGAUUUUUUUUUUUAAUAGCUAAAGGCAAUGUAAAAAAAAAAAAAGAAAAACCAGUGGUUGUUUCAAAGUCCAUUUCAUCACUAAUUGGAUUCAGGGCCCCAUGCCUCUUUCCAACACCCAUUGCCCCUCCUUCUAUUAGAAUUUUAAAAAUGACAAAGUAUAGUCACUGCUGGUUAUGAAAGAUAGUCCAGGACAGCUGUGAUUGAAAUAUGAUCACACUCGAGUUUUCAGGGAAAGGCUAUACUUUCGUAAGUUAAUCAGAGGCUUCUGUAGUGAUGUCCACAGUUAAUGUAACACAUAGGGCGAAUGGUAUAUUUUUUUAAUAAUAAUUUCCUGCUGAAAAUUUUAGGUCACUGUAAAGUAAGUAUGCACUAGAACACGUGAGCAACAAGAAUUAAAGCCCAGGCUUUGAAAAUGCUUAACCCUGCUGGUUCUGUUUCCAGCCUUGUAAACGUCUGUUUGUAUGUAACCUGAUCUUUGGUUGUUAGGGCAAAUUGAAACCCAACAUAAAGACUGACUCUGGUACACACUGAGAGCCACUGGAGUCUAGUCAAAAUGUUGCAUCCUGAUUAAUUUUUAGGACUGUCAACUAGGCAGUACUAUCAAAGCAUCAUGCUUGUUUCAGCCUGUGAAGCUGAUUGAUCAGGCCCUAGGUUUAUUUUCUCAUGAAUCAACAUGAAGAUUGGUUCUGUGUUUACUUAUAAGAUGAAGUAUUACAGCAACAAAGAUGGCACUGCUAUCUCCUCCCCUCUCCUGAAAUUAAGUGGGUCACUUGUCCCCUGUCAGCUUAAGAAAAAAAAGAAACAAAAUGUUUUAAUCUAUAAAGUAACUGUUCUCAGUGACAUUGUUGUCCAAGGACAAACUGUACUUCAUUUGAUGUACAUUUGAUGUACUGUAUUUGAUGAGACUUUUUUAGUAAAAUUGCACUAAUGCAAAGGUG